Exophiala viscosa is the source of this 1165-nucleotide messenger RNA. RefSeq lists its product as uncharacterized. The record is from RefSeq and is a predicted model, not a curated record. Lineage: Eukaryota; Fungi; Ascomycota; Eurotiomycetes; Chaetothyriales; Herpotrichiellaceae. Bases 253 to 798 code for a protein of 181 amino acids. The transcript has a single exon.
UGAAAAUUUGCAAUUCCCCUUUUUUCUGUCGUUUGUCAAUAUAUAACCAUGGCCGUCCGCUUGAGUACUCGUGACAGACCCUUUUGAACCAUCAUAACAUCCUGAAAAGCAGCUAUAAAUAACUUGCAUACGCCACACACUCGCCACACAUACUAUACCAUCUGCCUUCUAAACUACAUUCGGCCAUCAACACAUCAACCAAUCACAAAUAGUCAAGCAGUGCUUGCACACCAUCUUCUCAUAUCAACCAGCAUGUCCGUAUCAGGAGCGUCACAAACAUCAUCCAAGCGCUACUCAAUAGUCGAGCCACAUCCAUCAGUCCCCUCAACACACUACCUGACAACGGGCCGUGGCGGCGCCGGCAAUGUCACUCGAGCACCCACGAUCGUGACAGCAGGCAGCGACGCUUCAGGUCCCGCAGCACGCACAUUACUCUGCUCUGUCACCGCACCGCGCAAGACCUUCACCGCUGGCCGCGGCGGGGCAGGCAACGUCUACCCAUCCAGUGAGCGCGCCAUCUUCUCUUUCGACGAGGAACUCGAGGCGCAGCUCGCCCAGGAACGCCACGCCGCGCCCGUGUACCAUGUCGGUCGGGGCGGUGCGGGCAACAAAGCACCAGCGUCCUCGUCAUCAUCAAACAACAACAGACUGUGGCUCGACGUAAACACCAGCGGUGCUGGUAGACGGCGAAGCAGCGACCAGAGCUUCGCGAGCACCAGUUCCGCUGAGAGUGGGGCCGACGUCUUCAAUCGCAACAUCAAGAAGAGCAUCAAAAAGGUGAUGGGUGUCGGAUACUAGACGGCUGGUUAACACCGUCGUUUUCUGACGGUUCUACGAAUCGUUUGCUUUUUGGCGUGGCGUUUUGGAUGGACUUAAUCAUUUAGCAUGGCAAGGAACAGGAUCAAGCAUUACGCAUUGGGAAAUGGGGUUAGGGAUGCAAACAAAUGCUCCCUGGGAUCUGUGAGGGUGCAUCCGCGACCUGGUCAUGGUACGCUUCGGACAUAGCAUGGCACAAGCGGGCAUCACAUUAGCAUAGCAUUUGGGAUGACACGGUACUCAUCGGAUCCCAUUUCAACGAAGUUACGACGCACAAAACAAAGUGCAUACGCAUCAGCGACUUUAAUAUCAUCUCAAUGAUCCAAAUGACUUUUGAAACUUUCGAUAU